Messenger RNA from Gallus gallus (chicken), 1789 nucleotides. Its product is annotated as keratin-associated protein 4-3-like. Bases 228 to 1175 code for a protein of 315 amino acids. The record is from RefSeq and is a predicted model, not a curated record. NCBI's taxonomy places the organism in Eukaryota, Metazoa, Chordata, Aves, Galliformes, Phasianidae. The transcript is spliced from 2 exons.
GGGGACGCCCCGAGCCGGCCUCCUCGUGCAUCCUCUCGUGCAUCCUCGUGCAUCCCCGUGCACGGGGCCGUGCAUCCUCGUGAGCCCGCGGGCGUCCCCGUGAAGCUUUGGGCGUCCUCGGGUGUCCCUCUGCAGCCGUCCCCGUGUGUGCUCUGCGCCCUCGUGCAACCUCUUGCACCCUCGUGCAACGCCGUGCCUCGCCAUGCAUCCUCGUGCAUCCUGGUGCAAUGGCACGCGGCCUCGUGCAACCGUGUGCACCGGGCUGGGCGACUUCGGCUGCCCACACGUGUCCCCGUGUGUCCUCUGCACACUUGUGCAUCCCCGUGCCUCCCCGUGCAACCUCGUGCAACUCUGAGCAUCCUUGCACAUCCCCGUGCAUCCUCGUGCCGCCUCAUGCAUCCAUCCUCGUGCAUCCCCGUGCAUCCAAUCUUGUGCACCCCCUUGCAUCCUUGUGCCGCCCUCUGCACCCUCGUGCGUCCGUCCGCGUGCACCGUUGUGCACCAAGUGCAUCCUCCACGUGCAUCCCCACGCACCCUCGUGCAUCCUCGUGUAACCCCGGGCACCCUCGUGCACCAUUUUGCACCCUGACCAUGAGCCACCAUGCGUCACUGUGCAUCCAUCCUCAUGCAUCGUGCAAUGCUGUGCACGCGCGUGCACCCCCGUGCAUCCUUGUGCAACCCCGUGCAUCCUUGUGUGAUGCUGUGCAACACUGUGCAACCUCGUGCAUGCACCCUCAUGCAACACUGUGCAUCCUCGUGCAACCCCGUGCUCCCUCGUGCAACACCGUGCAUCCUCGUGCGAUGCUGUGCAACGCUGUGCAUCCUCGUGCAUUCUCGUGCAACACUGUGCAACACUGUGCACCCUCGUGCAUGCAUCCUCGUGCAACACCGUGCAUCCUCGUGCGAUGCUGUGCAACCCGGUGCAUCCUCGUGCAACCCCGUGCAUCCUCGUGCAACACUGUGCAACACUGUGCAACCUCGUGCAUGCACCCUCAUGCAACACCGUGCAUCCUUGUGCAACCCCGUGCAUCCUCGUGCGACACCGUGCAUCCUCGUGCGACGCUGUGCAACACUGUGCACCCUCGUGCAUCCCGUGCAUGCAUCCUCGUGCACCGCCGUGCAUCCUCGUGCACCCCUCUUGCAUCCCGCAGCCCCCCCGUGCAUCCAUCCCUGUGAAUCCCCGUGCAACGCUGCACAUCCCUCAUGCCCCCCAACCCCAUGCAUUCUUAUGCUCUCCGGUGCAUCCUCGUGUGCUCACACCCGUGCAUUGUCGUGCAACCCGGCGCCUCCUCGUGCACCCUCGUGCAUCCUCGUGCAAGCCCUGCAGCCUCAUGCAUCCCUGUGCAUCAUCCAUCCCUGCGCCUCCUGGUGCACAUCGUGCGUCCCGUCUCGUCUGCGCAUGCGCGGAGCCGCGCCCAACUCGCCCCGUUGCCCGGCAACAGCCCGCCGUCGCCAAGCAACGCGUUGCCAGGCAGCGGGGAGUGACUGACAGCUCCGGGCACGCCCCCCCCUGCCGGGUACCGCCUCCCUAUUGGCUGAGCGGAGCGGGAAGGGGCGGGGCUUUGAAGCGCGUCGGGAGACGGGGCGGUGCUGGAUUGGCGGCUGGAGCGGCCAAUGAAAAGCGAGGAGGGGGACGGCGCGCGGGACGGGCAUCCCGCCCUCCUUUUCGUGCCCUCCGAUUGGCUGAGACGCGCGCGGUGGGCGGGAGCGGGAGGGAGCCUCUUCUGGUUGGCUGAGGCGCGCGCCGUGGGCUGAGAGAUGCUCCUCUCCGAUUGGCUGAGGAGAGCACG